Daldinia loculata is the source of this 3253-nucleotide messenger RNA. Its product is annotated as Dfp1/Him1, central region-domain-containing protein. Gene Ontology annotation, biological process: regulation of cell cycle phase transition; positive regulation of nuclear cell cycle DNA replication. Gene Ontology annotation, molecular function: protein serine/threonine kinase activator activity; zinc ion binding; nucleic acid binding. The transcript has 3 exons. Gene Ontology annotation, cellular component: nucleus; Dbf4-dependent protein kinase complex. NCBI's taxonomy places the organism in Eukaryota, Fungi, Ascomycota, Sordariomycetes, Xylariales, Hypoxylaceae. The record is from RefSeq and is a predicted model, not a curated record. The coding region runs from base 511 to 2580 and encodes 689 amino acids.
CUGAAUUGCCCACUACCACCAGCCAGAGCUUUCUAACUUGGGACUUGACUUCCAACACUCAUACACGUAGGAUCACUGGUCAUUUUCGCGUCUCUUAAAUCACCCAAUUUUCCAAGGUCAUUUAAUUUUCUUCAAUUCGCCUCAAUGACCUCCUAACGUCCAAGGGUUUGUCGUGUUGUGCUUCAUCGAAUCCAGCGUGUUGUGCCACGGUUCGUCGCGUGGGAACUCUCGGACUUAAAGAAAAAUAUAUACUUUAGCACAUACCUUAGGCACAACUAAAAAGAACAACCGUCAUUCUAGGUCGAACCGGAUCAAAACGAAGAACGAGUCAGCUUUUAUUAUUCCCGGUCUGGAUUCCACCUUUGUGGUUGUUAAUCCCAAGACCCCAACGACCCCAAGACAAUUCGACCACCACCAAUAAUAACAUUGUAUUUAUUGGUCAGCACAGUCCUGACCUACAAUCCGUUUGACCUUUGUCAAAUUCCUCAGCAUUGAGUAGUCGACAUUUAUAUGGCAGCCGUAUCUUUAUCACCCACGCCUAUGCCUCGAUCCGUCAUGUCUAGUAGACGAGUUCCUUUGUCUACGAACCAGAAUGUGGCCAAUUCCCCUCUGCGUAGCACCACUCUCGCCAAACAAAAACGCACCGUAGCUCAGAUACAACGGGAAGAACAAUACGGCCAGCCACCUCCGGCCAAGAAGCAAAUCAUCGAGGGUGGUUCCCAACGCUUACUUCCAUCCCAACAGCAGCGGGCUUCUAAGAGUCAAAUCCCCAUACAGAUACGUCGCAAUGCAAACACCUACGAGAGCAAGUUGGCUAGGGAGAGAGCAGGCCAUUCCCACCAUCAACGCUCCCAACAACCGGCACCUGCUUCUCUUGGAUAUACAGAGAAGGAUAUCGAGGAGAUUCAAAUAUGGCAGCAGCACCACCGAGCCAGAUUCCCCAAGCUUGUUUUCUACUUCGAGAAGGUCCCUAACGAUGCCCAUAAAAAGCUCGCGAAACAGAUUGCUGCCUUAGGUGCUCGUGAGGCAGCCUUUUUCUCCAUCGACAUCACCCAUGUUGUAACAACUCGGCCUAUUCCCUCUGAGAAGAGUGUAAGUCGUCAAGAAGAGGACGCAACUACCGAAAAGCACGAGGACCACAUACAUGAGCAGGAACAAGAACAGGACCAGGACCAGGAACAAGAGGAGGUCAAGACCAUCAAUCCUUCAUUACUAACCCGGCUUUCAGAGGCCUCUACUAAACGAAGAACUUUUGAUAGAGAUGCCCGAACACAGAGAACAUCGUCGCAUGUUCAAGUCGGCUCACUAAAUCAACCAAAGCGUAGCGCAGAUGUCUUACUGCGUGCUAGGGAGAUGGGGAAAAAGAUCUGGUCUUUAGAUAAGUUGCAGCGAAUGAUGGCUUUACUCCUUGAGACCGAUCCAUACGUUAGCGUGGAGAUUGCGUAUGGAGCUCGCAAAGCAAGAGAACCCGAACCUCGAACUACUGAGGACCGUAACCUACUACAUCUUCUCCACAAUGAGCGAGUCAACGGGCCAUCUGACCGAGAUCCAGUCGCCAAUGGUCAGGAGCUGCAUUACUUUAAGGGUCCAUACAUAUAUGUCUAUGAUGUUGAGGAGAAGCAAAAGCCUAUCAUGGUCAGAGAGUAUAAGAAGGUUGCCGAGAAGGCAAAGGGCGACUGGCCCCAGUUCCGUACUGCUGCAUUGGGACGAUGUCCGUUUAUUAACGAGCAUGAACCGAGAGAUCCCCGACCCGAGCCCAAGCCGAAAGUCCAGGUGACCAGAGCCGCCACCGAGACUAAGCCUGCUCCUCCAUCCUUCAAGAUGGAACCUCCGAAGCCCGUGACUGGAAAGCGAUCGUUGUGUGAGAUGGAAAAUGGCCAUUCCCGUGGCUCUAGUGUCGCCUCCAUGGACCUGUCCAACUCAUCUAGGUUACCUGUCGGCCAGAUUGUGGAAUCACGCUCUAACGCGUUUACCGGUCGUGCUGCUAGCCGUCUCUUUGGCGGCGAGCCGGUUGCAUCCGGAGUCCAACCUUCGAACAUAACGUCAGCAAUUCGAUCCCAGAUGGUCUCCUCCACCGCAACAACACCAGGUCUCAUAACUGGUCUAAGCAAAGAAGUUCACGGUCUUCAGCGUCAGGUCCUGAAGCGCAACAGUACCGCGACCUCGCAGGAUCUAAGCUCUCGCCGGAAUGCCGAGAUAACCCCGCGAGAUGAGGUUCCAGUCAAGCGGACUUUCCCUAUGAGCCGUACAUCGAGUCGGAAGUUAGAUUUUGUUGAUGAAGAUGCUACCGAUAAAGACUCCCAAGAAGGAUCCAAGCCGAAGGUUGUUCCGCGCGCAGAAAAGCGAGAAUCGUCGCAGUCAAAGAAAAGCGAGCUCAAACCAGGUUAUUGUGAGAACUGCGCGGAUAAAUACGCUGAUUUUGAUGAGCACAUCCUGUCCAAGAAGCAUCGCAAAUUUGCUGACGAUGAUCGCAACUGGGUUGACUUGGACGACCUCCUUGUUCAGCUUCAGCGUAUGCCUAAGCGCAAAUCUUUCUCAUCUUGGGCUCCUUCUCUCCAAGAAUACGACGAGGUCUACUAGUUCACCUUAACCCAAGCUCACUCAUUUCUACCAGCAGACGCAGAUUUACCUCCAAUACGCCGCAGUUCUAUAAGCUGUGCUUACCAGCCGAUCAUUCACAACUAGGAAUACACCAUACUUUGACCCCACUUCUAAUUUUGGACUGUCUUUUCUACGGCAUUCGCGGUGCGAUGAUACCCCAUUUUGACCCUUACUCGGCAGAACGAUGGAGCCUAAUACGCCUUUCCAUAUAUUCCAUGGAAAGGACAUGGCAUGGCAUGGGAUGGAGUCUUAGCAUUUAGUUCUUUCCGCAUCCACUCGUCAGACAUCUCUAUUUUAUGCAUUGUUGGCGAAAGGUGGCUUUGUUUUCUAUUUCGUCAAAAUCUUUUAGUUGGCGUAGCGGCCCAAACGCCAGCCUUUACGGGUGUCUGGGGGUUCCGGUAUGGACGGUGCUUGACGGUAACCUGACUGGCGGCUGGAACGACAUUAAAAACGAUAGUAUUCGACAUUAACGAAGCGAACGGUGUAAAUAUGGUCACUAGGUCGUGUAUAUAUAGGUAGUAGUCUAUAAGACGAAGAAUCGUGCACAUCUAAGUUUUUCCAAUCUCUUUUCGUCGGUCAGCUCGAUAAUUUGUUGAUCUGGUUCACCCUUGACUACGGCGUUGGUGACUUAAUUGCCUUGUUGCGCUCAGUA